Thamnophis elegans (Western terrestrial garter snake) is the source of this 6469-nucleotide messenger RNA. RefSeq names its product LSM11, U7 small nuclear RNA associated (gene LSM11). Gene Ontology annotation, molecular function: U7 snRNA binding. Lineage: Eukaryota; Metazoa; Chordata; Lepidosauria; Squamata; Natricidae. The record is from RefSeq and is a predicted model, not a curated record. The coding region runs from base 50 to 1111 and encodes 353 amino acids. The transcript has 4 exons. Gene Ontology annotation, biological process: mRNA 3'-end processing by stem-loop binding and cleavage. Gene Ontology annotation, cellular component: U7 snRNP.
UUCCUGCCCCUCCCAGCAGGGCCGGGGCCAGGGCAAGAGCGGGAGAGACAUGGAGGAGGAGGCGGCGGAGAAGGCCGGGGUUGAGCCCAGGCGGCGGAGCCGGCGCCACUCAAGCGGGCGUCGCAGCUCGGAGCGAUCCCCGAGUCCCGGCCGGCUGGACGUGAGCUCGCCGCGCUUCGACCCGCUGCUGGCGCUGUACUCGGAGCGCACCCCGUUGCCUUACCCGGCCGCGCCCUGCUUCAACAACCUGGCCGAGUACGAGAGCUUUCAGCGCGGCCUGCUCCGCGCCCCGGGUCGCUCGAGAACAGCCGCCGGCCGCAGCAGCCGCUCCGCCGGGACGCGUACUCGGAGCCGGGCCGGCCGGCCCCCCGCCGACCCCGAACGCCUCCAGCGGCUCCGCAACCUCAUGCUGGUCAAGGAACCCAAGCCAGAAGCAGAGGAGAGAGCUAGGUCGCGGGGCAGGAAGGCGCCGCGCAACGUCCUCACCAAGAUGUCCCUUCAUGAAGGCAGUCCGCUUGGGGAACUUCAUCGCUGUGUCCGUGAUGGCGUAAAAGUCAAUGUCCAUAUCCGAACUUUCAAGGGGCUUCGUGGAGUCUGCACUGGAUUCUUGGUUGCAUUUGACAAGUUCUGGAAUAUGGCCCUGAGUGAUGUAGACGAGACAUACCGAAAACCAGUGCUGGGUAAAGCUUUCUAUGUGGAGCCACAGUUGACCCUCACCAGACUCUUCGACAGACUGAGGUUGCAGGAGUCCUUGGUUAAAAAAGAAGCCGAUUCAAAGACGACUACGGACUUUCCAGCCCUUCCAUAUGAUCCAAGGACAUCGAGGAGGAAAUCUGAGUCAGGUAGGGGAAGAUCAGAGGAGAAACAUGGAGCGAAGAAGCACGCCAGCAGAGAGAGGACACGAAGCUCUAGUUUGCCAAAAGUCUCUGGGAGAGAUAUGGAAUUGCCCAGCAGACUCUCCCAAGUAGAGGAGAAGAGCACGGGUGGCAAAAGAGGCCGUUCCCGAAAAAAGCAGAGGUCCAGAGUGGAUUAUCAGCAAGUGUUUACACGACACAUAAACCAGAUUUUCAUUCGAGGAGAAAAUGUGCUGCUUGUUCACCUGGCACAUUGAUCUCGUUGACUGAUUCCAGCCACAACAGCUCAGUGGUGAAAAGAGACAGCAUUUUAACUCUUUUUUUCCUUUUGGUCAAAAGAGGGAAAGGAUUAUAGACAUAGAGACUUGAGCCAAUUGUCUCUUUGAAUGGACUGGAAUUUUAUCUACAACUGAUGCGGUCUCUCCCAAAACAGAUGCCCUAAACUUUGGGAGACAUAUAGACACUGUGACUUUCAAAAUUGUAUGGCUUGGCCGUGGAGUGACUUUCCUUAUACAGUAAAUAUUUAAAUUCUGCAGAAUAUGCAGCCGGCUAAGUGGGCCUGGAAUAGCCACAUGGUCAUGACACUGAUACUUCCAUGAGAAAUGUGAAUUAAGGGACAGAAUAUUGCAAGCUACAGCUGUAGGAAUUAGCUUGCUUGAAGCCAUCUCUCUCUUCUCCAUACACUAUGCACAGGGCGCACCCCUAAAGGACUGAUCCAGCUUUGCAUUGCAGGCCCUAAAGGAGUCCCAUUCUCUGAAAACAAAUGGAAAGAAAAAGGAGUUUGCAUUGCAACUAGUGUAAUUUUUUAAAAAAAACUUUCCUCACCAGUUCAUUUUUUUCUUUUUCAGUGACUGAAAGCAGCCUUUGACCUUUUGUUUGGUAUUUAUAAAAACCCAGCCUGCCACCCAAUUUUCUCUACUUGUUUUCCUACCCAUUUCUACCUGCAAGACAAUAUGUGUGGCUUCUCUGCUUUGAGCUUGCUUCGGUGUGUUUUUCAACAACCCAGAAAUUGUAGCUUUUUUUUUUCCAUCCAUUUUUGUGUCUUUAACAAUAAAGGCUAAGAUAUAUGUAUGCGGUUUAAAAAAAAAAAGAAAAUGUUGAAUGUAUGCUUGGUGUUGCUAUGUAUUAUCUGAUGGCUUUGGGAAUCUGAUUUCCCACCAGCUCUUAGUAACUACAGAAAAUAUUUGGUUUGCAAUAUCUACUAGGAUUUUUCCAAAUCUUAUUUUGGCUCUCAGUGGUCCUUUUCAGAUGCUGCUUGUUCUUGAAAAGCAUGUUUAAAACUGCUGAAAAGAAUGCAUGAUGAUUUUUCAAAAAAAAUGGUGCUAUUUGCAGCAUCUCUGUAUCCUUCAGCAUCUAUCAAAAUGGUGCAAGAUAUAACAAUGCAUGUGUAUGGACCAUGCCAUGAAAAUGUUUAGGGCGCUAUAAAAUAGCAACUCUGCUUAUGGGGAAUGUGUUAAACACAUCAGUAGCUAGAGAAGAUUCCCUUAAGUUGGAGAAAUGCCAUAAGGUCUUUUACAAUUUUAUUAAAAUUGAAUUCCAAAGCAUCUAUAAAAGCAUAAUUAAUACAAUACAUAUGGUGAGUCAUUCUGCAUUUCUAAAAUAACUAGAAAAAUCUAAUGACUGAGUUGCAUUAUGGAAAGGUCAAUUGUGAUAUAUUUUUGUCUGACUGGCAAAACCAAGUACAUUUUGCCUAAUAUUCUCCAGAAGGUAAAAAGCAAGCAUUUGAGGGAGGGAGAAAUCUUAUCAUCAGAUUUAUUUAUUUUUUCAGACAAUAUUUUGGAGUAUCAGAACCAUAUUAGAAAGCAUGCAGCUUUGCUGUUGCAUGUAAUGCUUAUGUUGAAGCAAAAUAGGCAAUUAAAAGGAAGCCUCAUUACUUCUUCUCAACACUCUGCUAGGGUCGCUAAAGGUUUUGCUACCAUUCCACCAGCAACUAAUGGAAAACCAAUUUUCUUUUGGGAUGCUGGAGCCCUGAAUUGCAUGAUAAUGAACACAAAACAGGGAAGCCCGUGGAAGACAUUUUCCUGACUCACAUCAAGCCCAUCUCUUUUGACACGUUCAAAAAAAGAUAAAAAUAAUCAUGAAAGGUGAUUUUCAAUAGAAAUGCAUGAGAAGAAAGUUGAAUGGCUCCCAUUCUCAAGUUUUACUUUAAUUUAGAUUAAAGUGUGACAAUGCGCAUAACAUUUAAUUUCCCCCCAAUAUUGAAUUACUCAAAACAUCAUAUUUUAUUUCAUCAGUAUCAUUGGGUGCAUGGUAGUAAAUAUGAUAAUAGUCAAGGAAAGGAGCUAGGAAGCAAUAUGUGUAGGAUGCAAGCAAAUGUUUGUGUAAUUGUAUUUGUUUUAACAAAAAUGGGAAUGGUAUAUGCAAAAUGUGUUUCUUCCAUAGUAUCUUCUUUCUUUGCAAUUCUAUGUUUUUUUUAAAAAAAAUCAGUACAUGUUUCAAUGUGAGAUAGCUUCAGUUUCUGCAGCAACCUCUAGUUGCCCUUUCUGAUGUGACUUUCUCCAGCCUCUUUGUAAUGUAUAGCAUCGCGAGGUUCUUUCCAAAAUAGUCUUCUCUGGUGCCUUUAGAUAUAUUUCCUAGGACAUGCAUCCAUUAGUUAGAGUCGGUUCAUAAGUGUCCAGUAGAAGCUUCAGUGAUAUCAUGUGUAACAUUACAUCAUCCACUCCCAGUGGACUCUCUAUUGUAAGAGUCUUAUGAUGGAUCCAUGUUUGAUAUCAAUUUUGACUUCCCUUGGAAUGAUCACAGAGUUUUACUAUUCUUCAGGAGUUCUUUAACUCACUCAAUUACUUUUUGAAAAUCCCAUUUUCCCCCUUCUUUUUUGAACAUUACUACCAUAUGUCUUCUGGAAUUUUGGACAGAUCCAUGUACUUCAGCAAUAGGGUCAAAAACUAGUAUUAGGAUGGAUUAUUCAAAUUUACUUGUAUGAUUUUCCAUUAAUGAGACAUUUCCAUACUUGAACCAAAUACACUUAUAUAUUAAUUACAAUGCAUUCUCCCCUUUCCUUUCCUCUUCGACAUCAAAAGCUGAAUACACACUUCAGUGUUUUGAUUCAGUUUACUUGUUUGCUUCAUUUCAGCUCUUUAUUUUGAUUUAAAAAACAGUUAGCUAAGUUUAAUAUUUUCCCUAGUAUUUUGUUUAAUUAAUGAAAGCCAAACUUUCUUGGUGGAUCCAUAUUUGUAAACUAGAAUACUGUUUGCAGAUUGAUUUUAUAUGUAUCACUAUUUGUCACUUCUUUUUGUUUUCUACAAUAUUCUGUCGGUUAUUUAAGAGCAAAGGUUUCUUAUCAGUCAUGUUCCCUUAUUGGAACUUAAUUUCAAAAGAUCAGAAUAUCUCUCUGAUUUUCUUUUGUUGCUUUUUCUUCAUGUAGCUUCUAAAGUGCCAUUUAUUGAAAUAGAAGUGAUCCAGAAUUCAUCUUAUCCCUUGACCUUUGUUUCUGUGUAAAUACUAUAUGUCAUUCUUAUUUUUAAAUUGUAUUAAUCUUAAUUAGCUUGUUGGCAGUUGUUACUUGAAAACUUCUAGGUGCUAAGCUUAAUUUCCAAGGUGUUACUUCUCAUAUACCAAGUAUAAAAUAUAUUUGGAAACAGCUUGUCUUCCUUUGUGCCCUCGAUCCAUAAUAGCUUACCUCAGGAUGUCUUAAUUCAUUUCUGCAGAAAUGUGUUUUGCCAGAAUGGAAUGUGUGCUACCAAAAUAUAGCUUAAAAAAAAAAAAGCUACCAAGGCAUAGUUUAAUAGCCAGUAGAGAUAAGCAUAAAAACUUGAAAAAGAAAGUUUGAGACUAGAGGCCAUGCAGAUAACAUGGGUGGAUUACUUACUUAGCUGUGAGAAAAAGGAUUAAUAUUUUGAUUUCUUUAUUGGACAGUCCAUAACUUACAAAUGGAUAAAUUUACAACAACCAAAUUUCCAACAGUUCAGUUCAACCAAAAAAGAAAAAGUAAGCAAAACUGAAAUAGAAAAAAGCCCCUACCUUCAGGUGUGGAAUAUUUAGCCAAACUGGCUCUCUAGUUUUCUUAAAACUCAAGUUGUCUGCUGGCGAAAACUAAGAAUGAUUUUAAAUAUAAUUUCCAUUUGGACAGUGUUUAAAAAUGCUUCUCUGUGAUCACAUGCUACUUGUUAAGUUUAUCAUUAUAUGAACUGGAUAAUGUGUGAGUUAUUUAGCUGUUUACAGGAAUUUUCCACCAGCGGUAUGAAAUAAGUUGUGGAGGACAGUUAUAAAAUGACAGUGUUCUCCUCCCCCCCCCACUUCUCCUCCUCCUCCUCCUCCAACAUUCCUUCCAUUUUCUGUUCAGAGAAGCUACAUUUAACCUCUGCCAUACUAUGCAACUAUUCCCUUUUAUGAAGAUAUGAAGAGUUGAUCAUCCUAUGUACCAGCAGUCAUAUUGGCUCUCACUAGAUAGGAUUUUUGGACAUUGAUAUGCAGUGUCUGUUACUAGCACAUCUUAAAACAACCUUCUGUCACUUUGAGCUUCGAAGUUUUGGUCAAUGGUGCAAAGAUGAAUAUUUACAACUUUGUUGAUAAUAAUUCAUUGUAUGUCAGUCAACAAUUCAUUUCUCACUUCACAUGGCUCAUGCUGUCAAAGAUUUUCAUUUCUGGUUUCACAGAAACCCCAUUGGGGCUGAAGAUGAAUUUAAUUUUUGUUCAGGAGAAGAAAUACCCCAGUGCCUUGGUGAAGCUCUUCCACAAAGUGAAUGACAGAAGUCUAGUUUGGUAAAGAGUUAAGUGUAAAAAACUUGUUUUUUCCUAAUCCAUGCAAAUGUUUCAGGAGAAUCUGAAAAGACCGGCUUCUCAACUGACAAGAUAUGAAGCCUGUCACAAAAGACAGAAAAUAAAUGCUGUGUCUGACUUUUGAUUUCACCAUUUUCAGAGUAAAGUGCAGGCACAUCGGCGCAUUUUCUCCUUGACAAUUCCCUGUCAAUAGAACCUACUUAUCCCACUUCUGUUGGAGUCAUUAGCAAUGACAAAGUUUUGGGCUGAUGGUUCAUGCGCAUCCUCAAUUUCAAAGCCUGGUGUUAGAGAAAUGAAUCGUUGACAUGACACAUUUUAACUAAUGUUAUUCUCUCAUUAGCUCCAUUGAAUCUUGGGGACUCUGGUAUGUAGCUAUGUAGUGCAAUUUGAAAUACAGUUCCCAUGGUCCUUGGCUUGAGACGACUGGCUCUGAAUCCUUCCAUUUUUGUAAUGCAUAUAGGACUUGAAUUUCUUUCAAUGCUUGUUCCUUUUUUGUUUCUCUUUUGUCAAAUGAGACACUUGUUGGCCCAUCUGAAGGACAAGUGUCACAUUCAGUGUAAACAGACAGAGCCUGCAUGGCGCAGAUGCCCCAACCAUCUGAUUUUGGUUUUCACAGUUGGGAAAGUUACCGCUAACCUACAUAUGCUAUGUGAGCAAGGCAAAAGUGCCAAUCAGCUGCCAGUCUGCGCUUUGGCCCUGCGAAUACUUGUUAAAAGAAUGUGCAAAUAGCCUCUAGUCUCUUUUCUUAAGGAUUGUAUUUCCAAGAAGGAGUUGUUGCUUGAACCCCUGCAAUGUAUGUACACGUAUGAUGUGUCUUUAAAAAUAAAUGCUUGAUGAUGUUAAGCAUCUGUACCAGGAGUUCAGUCUCCAAGGCAAUAAAUGUCUAACUGUAAUUA